This is a messenger RNA of Camelina sativa (false flax), 2141 nucleotides long. NCBI's taxonomy places the organism in Eukaryota, Viridiplantae, Streptophyta, Magnoliopsida, Brassicales, Brassicaceae. The record is from RefSeq and is a predicted model, not a curated record.
AAGUUUGAAGAAAAAGAAAAGAUCACAAGAGAAAAGUACAGACAAAACCGAACAACACUAGACAUCAGAUGAUAAGAAGAAGAAAAAGACAAGAGAAAGUACAGAUAAAAUAAGAAGAAGAAGACCGAACAACAUUGACACGCUUGACACGUAGACAUGAUAAGAACACGUGGAAACCCCAAAAGACUCUUUGCCGUUACACGUGGACAUGAGAAGAACACUUUGAGUUGACAGACACCCAAAGAGUGUUCGCCUUUAACUCUCUAACCGACGUGACCCUCACAAAUCUCAAUUCAAUUAUACGAAGUCGGAAUUCACCAAAUAUGUCGGCCACAAUUUUAGAAGAAUAAAAAUAAGAACAUCCUAAUCAUGCCCUCUCUCAAUCAAUCUCCCAUUCAGGCUCGUUAAGUCAGAUGGUCACUGAUCCUAAUUACCAAGUUUGAGAUCUCAUUAUGCCACUAUGAAUUCUAAAAAGAUGGAAACAUGGAGCAGGCGCAAAGAUAUAAUCAGCGAUCUACCAGAAGCUCUAAUUUGCCACAUACUGUCGUUUCUUUCCACAAAAGAAGCUGCGUUAACAUCUCUUCUCUCUAAGAAAUGGCGUUAUCUCUUUGCUGCCAAACCAAAUCUUGAUUUCGAUGAUUCCGAAUGCUCGCGUCCUGAACUGGUCAACCAACUAGAGACCAAUGAGGUUCAUAUAGCUUUUAUGAGAUUCGUAACGAGAGUUCUGGCUUCACAGGGGGAUUCUACUAUCAGAAGUUUCUCUCUUAAGUGUGGCCAUGGUAUCUAUCCAGUUUUUGUCUGUCGUUGGAUAUCAAAUGUGAUGCUACGUGGGAUAUCGGAUCUUGAUUUACGCGUUACUGUUGAUUGGAAGAAUUUGAUGAUGCCUGCACGUGUCUUUAUGAGCAAGUCACUAGUUAGACUGAGAAUUGAAACUGGAAAUGGUACUAUGAUUGGUGGUAUGCAUAUGGAACAUGUUUUCCUUCCAAAGCUUAAGACUCUCUAUCUUGAUCUCAUUACCUUUGGCUUUGGAGACGGUGAUAAUUACCUCGUCAAGCUUAUCUCUGCCUGUCCUGUCCUUGAGGAGUUAGUUAUGAUCAAUCUAAGUUGGGAUGGUUAUUGGCACCGCUCUGUGUCUUCCAAAACCCUCAAGAGACUAACGCUACGUUGUCAAGACUAUGACCAGAAUCCAGAUAGUGUUACAUUUGAUACACCGAAUCUUGUCUACUUUGAAUACUCUGAUCAUGUUGCUCAAAAGUAUGAUAUUGUGAAAUUCGAUUCACUUGUUGAAGCUAGUAUCGGUCUUCGAAUGACACGUGAUCAGCAAACACUUGCAAGCUACGGAGAUUUGGUCGGUAACGCAACUGAUCCUCUUACGAGGAUAUGCAAUGUUCAGAUCCUUUACUUAUAUGCCAGCACUCUUGAGGCUCUUACUUUCUGUUGUAAACCAAUACCGGUAUUCAAAAAACUGAUUCAUUUAACUGUCAAGACUCACCGGCAAGCAGGAUGGGAAUCAUUGCCGGCUCUACUCAAGAAGUGUCCAAGUCUAGAAACCCUCGUUUUUGAAGGACUCCAUCACAAGAAAACAGUCAAGUGUGAGGAUGGUGACGGGUGCCUAUGCAAAUCUUCGGAGGUGGACAUUCGUAGUUGCCUAUCAUCAAGUCCGGUGAAGGUUUUAAAGAUACUUAAGUUUGGCGAAAUUUCUUUUUACUGCGAUGACACGGAGAAGGAGAAGCAGAAGCAGAUGGAGCAAGUCAAGUAUUUCUUGGAGACAAUGCCGAAGCUUGAACAAAUGAUUGUCUGCUACAAUACACGAAUUGAUGAAGAUUUGAAAAGCCAACUUGAGAGACUAGUUCCUAGAGGAGCUUCUUCAAAGUGCAGUAUCCAACUAAUAUGUGAUCACGUACUCGCACCAGUUUAUCCUUAUUCCGGUGUCAUCGACUAUCUCGAAUAAAUGGGAGAGUAUCAUCCUUUUUUAAUCGUCAAAGUUUUUAGCACAAAACUAUAUAGUUUGGUCUAUGUUCUGUUAUUGGUCCCUUCUUUCAGCUACUUCUUUUCACUUUUUUUGUGUGUGUUUGUUGUAUACUUGAUGUUUUCUCAAGGGUUUGAAGUUGUUAUAUAUAUAUAACAUAGCUUUAGUUCCA